AGCGGUCCUACAUACGCCUACCCUGGUUAAUACAUAUUCACAUACAGUAUUUGAUUAGACCAAUCCACCCAAACACCGUUUGCGCCCUUCGCUUCCCGUGAUAACUAACACGCACGUAUCGCGCGGAGCUUAUCGUCACGUUACAUAGUCGGAUUACAGAUAGCCUACGCCUGCUUUUGAACUUACACACAGCUACACGCUUUCCGCUCAUUAGGCGGGUUGUGGCCCAAGGGGCACUAAUUGCGGCAUUUAGCGGACGGCGCAGCACUAUGAGCAGCGGCGAGAAAGUGCUCCUCUACGUCUACGACCUGACGAAUGGCCUGGCGCGAUCGCUUUCCCCGAUGCUUUUAGGGACGCAGAUUGAAGCCGUCUACCACACUUCAGUGGUCGUGGGGGGCGUGGAGUACUUCUUUGGCGGGGGCGUGCAGCGGUGCAUUGCAGGGCAAACACCAUUUGGCCCCCCCAUGCGCACCGUGGAACUAGGGGAAACGCAGAUCCCCAAGGACGUGCGCGAGGAGAUGCUAGCGGACCUCAGCGUGCGCUUUACGCCGCAAGCCUACAACCUGAUAACCAACAACUGCAACCACUUUUCGAACGCGUGGGCCGAGCUGUUGACCGGCAACCCAAUUCCGGAGCAGUACCCCCAGCAGGCUCAGCAGAUACUGCAGUCACCGAUGGGGCAGAUGCUGCUGCCCAUGAUGGAGCAGAUGGAGCAGCGGUACGGCAACGUCACGGCAUCGGGAUUCCAGUAGCCCUCGUCCGGGGUGGGGCGGGGCGGUAGGCGCACGGGACGCGGGGUUGCCUGUUUAAGACGUGCACUGGGGUGACCGGUACUGUGGAGGAGCACUAAUUAGGGGUGCCUGAGGAUAGGCGGAUUGGUGUGGUAAAUGGAUGUAUGAUGAUGCUGCUUUAGGGUCAUGUACAAUCUACUCGGUAUGUUCACCUGACGUGGAGGGGACUGGGGCGAAGUCUGCAGCAUAUCCAUGGAAGAACGGAGGGGGUAAAAGGCUAGGAACCAAUCCAGCAACGAUGACAAUGGCUUUGCAACUUGAUAUAUUGGCAUGGCGGCUGAAUGAAUCUUAGACACCCUUGGUAGCACUGUACCGUCGAGUGCCUGGCUGUGGAAUUGUUAGCAUGAUUUAUGUAAUUGGCUUGUGUGACAACAACCCUGAAGUUAGUGGCAUAAGCUACAAUACAAUUAGCUAUGAAUGUAAACAUAGGCUGAACGUUGAAGGAUGCGCGUUGUCCUUCCAGUCGUGCGGUGCUGUGCUGCGCGUGGCAUGUGCAGAGGGGGCAGGGAACAGGAAGGGCCAUGUCAACAGUGUCGAGUACUGUAAUUAGGUUCUCCAGCCCAUAUGCUGGAUGGCAAACGUGCAACCGACAUCGCGCCGUUUGUAUGGACAAAGAACACUGCCGAUAAGCACCGAAAAAGUUUGCCGUGCGUUAGUUGGGCGGGGGUGGGCAUGCAACAGACAUUUAUCAAGAUUUGUUUCACUUUAU
Messenger RNA from Astrephomene gubernaculifera, 1500 nucleotides. Lineage: Eukaryota; Viridiplantae; Chlorophyta; Chlorophyceae; Chlamydomonadales; Astrephomenaceae. The record is from the annotation of a GenBank genome assembly.